This is a messenger RNA of Orcinus orca (killer whale), 3020 nucleotides long. RefSeq names its product ectonucleoside triphosphate diphosphohydrolase 6 (gene ENTPD6). The transcript has 14 exons. NCBI's taxonomy places the organism in Eukaryota, Metazoa, Chordata, Mammalia, Artiodactyla, Delphinidae. The coding region runs from base 720 to 2099 and encodes 459 amino acids. The record is from RefSeq and is a predicted model, not a curated record. Gene Ontology annotation, cellular component: Golgi apparatus; membrane. Gene Ontology annotation, molecular function: GDP phosphatase activity; UDP phosphatase activity. Gene Ontology annotation, biological process: nucleoside diphosphate catabolic process.
CCUGGCAACUACCCGGUCUUAAGCGGCAGCGCCUGGAGGCGGCCUCAGGGUCACUGGCAGCCAGGACUCCGCUCACCAGUGAGGGGCGCGGUCGGUGUUUUGGCACCGGGUGGGCAAGACAGUCGGAGUCUCCACCCCCAGGGAGCCUGUAGCACUGCUGUCUUCAUUCAUUCAUCCAGGGUCUGCUGACCCGCUCCCAGCUCUGUGCCGGGCUCAGGAGAUCCAAUAGGGGCAGGACAGGCAGGGGAGAAAAGCCCGUUUAAACCUACCAGGAGACUUAGUAUUUGUUCAUGUGCUUUAAUUUUGUAUAGGUUUUAAGCAUGUGCGGCAGUCAUUUGCACGCACGGCCGUUUUUGGGUAUUUUAACCUUGGGAUAGAACUUGUAUUUUGAGAGCCGAGCUGCCGUCCCCAGCUCCUAGAAAGCUAGUCGGGGGAGGGGGAUGGGGCGGGGCCACAUCACUGCCACAGCCCCACACCGAGAUUCUCCUUUCUGACCCCGUCUGCCCCUGACAGAGGGAGGCACCCCCGCCCCAGGAGCCCGCUGAGAGCAAGGGAAAGUGAAGUGAUGAAGCACAUGUGAUUUGGAGACAGAAGCCAGAAACUCCUCUGCCUUGCUGCGUGCCAGCUGUGUGAUCCCAGGCAAGUCCGUUUACAGACAUUCCCGGGCCUUGGUCCUGUUGUAUGGAACCGCUGUGGCACAGUCCUCAGCAGACAAGGAAAUGAGAAAAGUACCAAACAAUGGGAACCUGAGGGUGACGAAGGUGGCGUACCCGCUGGGGCUGUUCGUGUGCCUGUUCAUCUACGUCGCCUACAUCAAGUGGCACUGGGCCUCCGCCACCCAGGCCUUCCUUGGCAUCCCCGAGGUGGCCACGGGGGCCCGGAGGGACCAGCAGUCCCGCAGUCCCCCGGGGACAGCUGCCCGCGGGCCUGAGGUCUUCUACGGCAUCAUGUUCGACGCGGGGAGCACUGGCACCCGAGUGCACGUCUUCCAGUUCAGCCGGCAGCCUGGAGAAACUCCCACCUUGACCCAUGAAACCUUCAAAGCACUGAAGCCAGGUCUUUCUGCUUAUGCUGAUGACGUUGAUAAGAGCACCCCGGGAAUUCAGGAGUUACUGGACAUUGCUAAACAGGACAUACCCUUUGAAUUCUGGAAGGCCACCCCCUUGGUCCUCAAGGCCACAGCUGGUUUACGUCUGUUACCAGGAGAAAAGGCUCAGAAGUUACUGCGAAAGGUGAAAGAAGUGUUUGAGGCGUCGCCGUUCCUCGUAGGGGACGACUGUGUUUCCAUCAUGAACGGGACGGACGAAGGUGUCUCCGCGUGGAUCACCGUGAACUUCCUAACAGGCAGUCUGAAGACCCCCGGGAGGAGCAACGUGGGCAUGCUGGACCUGGGCGGAGGGUCCACCCAGAUCACCUUCCUCCCGAGAUUCGAGGGCACCCUUCAGACCUCCCCGCCCGGCUUCCUCACAUCCCUCCAGAUGUUUAAUAGGACCUACAGGCUCUACUCCUACAGCUACCUGGGGCUCGGCUUGAUGUCGGCGCGGCUGGCGGUUCUAGGCGGCAAGGAGGGAAAGCCUGCUGAGGAUGGAGCAGAGUUGGUCAGCCCUUGUUUGUCUCCCGGUUUUAGAGGAGAGUGGGAGCACGCUGAAGUAACGUACAGGGUGUCAGGACAGGAGGCAGCGGGGAGCCUCUACCAGCUGUGCGCCCGCCGAGUGUCCGAGAUCCUCCGAAACAAAGUGCACAGGACGGAGGAAGUGAAGGACGUGGAUUUUUAUGCCUUUUCCUACUAUUAUGACCUUGCCGCAAAUGUGGGCCUCAUAGAUGCAGAGAAGGGAGGCAGCCUUGUGGUCGGAGACUUUGAGACUGCGGCCAAGUACGUGUGCCGGACGGCGGAGACCCAGCCGCCGCGCAGCCCCUUCCUGUGCCUGGAUCUCACCUACGUCAGCUCGCUGCUCCACGGACUCGGCUUCCCGGGGGACAAAGUGCUGAAGGUGGGGACUCCCCCGGUGCCCCCAGCCCCCACCCGUCGCGAGCACAUGCCCGCCUUUCACACGCACGUGCUCCCUUCCACCCCCCCGCCCCUUGUCUUUUCAAGUUGACCCGGAAGAUUGACAACGUGGAGACCAGCUGGGCUCUGGGGGCCACUUUUCAUUACAUCGACUCCCUGAGCCGACAGAAGAGCCCCACCUUGUAGGAGCCCAGCUGCCAGCCAUCCCCGUAGAAGCACUGUCUCUGUGAGAACAGGCCCCUUUGGGACCCCCAGUGUGCGGGGAGGGGGUCAUGGCACAGGCUGAGACCCUCCUCCCCGUGACCUCACAGACCGGCCCCUGGACGUGCUGGAACACGGCCCAGGACUUGUUUCCCGGUGGCCAGUGACCAGACAGGGUAAGGGGCACAGGCUGAGGCCAGGGUGGCACAGCCGCUGUCCCCACCGUCCCAUCGCAGGGCUGGGGCGGCUGUGACACACGUCCGGUGACAGGAGUCUUGUUUUGUCCCACUGCCCCCAGCGGGAGCCCCCUGGGCUGGUGGGCCAGGCGUCUCCUCCGUGGGUGUAGACUGUGACGUCAUCCAGAAGCUGCUUCCUUGGGUCCUCGGGUGGCUCAGGGUUAGCUGGCGGGUUGGCGCUGAGACUGGAAAGAGGGGCUGGAGGAAAUGCCUCUUUGUGGCCCGUGUGCCCUGGCUUCUCGAAGCGGUCUAAACGUGAGCGUGAGCUGCUGUGAGAUAUCUGUGUCUGUGAGUGAGUGAUGUCUGUGUGGUGCUGCGUGCUCGUGUAGCAGCUGUGUUCUGAGCCCAGUGGAUGUAUCGCUGCCCUGAGCCAUUUGCAGCCCAGCGGUGUCAGUCGGGCUGGAGCCCCAGAUGCACCCUCUCACGGCCCGUCCCCGCAGGCUCGCAGGAUGCUGGCUGAGCUGUGCACGGGAUGCUGUGUCCCAGGCCCGCAGCCGUUCCUGUGGCAUAUGCACUAUUCACGGAAUAAGCUGAACCUCAUGUGUUCCACUUGAAAUAAAGGGUUUUCCAGGGUU